This is a messenger RNA of Cryptococcus deneoformans JEC21, 2705 nucleotides long. Its product is annotated as retrograde transport, endosome to Golgi-related protein, putative. Bases 37 to 2490 code for a protein of 817 amino acids. Gene Ontology annotation, molecular function: phosphatidylinositol-3-phosphate binding. Gene Ontology annotation, cellular component: retromer, tubulation complex; endosome. The record is from RefSeq and is a predicted model, not a curated record. The transcript is spliced from 6 exons. Gene Ontology annotation, biological process: intracellular protein transport; retrograde transport, endosome to Golgi. NCBI's taxonomy places the organism in Eukaryota, Fungi, Basidiomycota, Tremellomycetes, Tremellales, Cryptococcaceae.
UCGGCUCUCUUUCCUCAUCGCCCUCCCCACCGCACCAUGGAUCCCCUCGCCCGCACCGACGACAUCAACGCCGGCUGGUCAUCCCCCACCUCCAACCUCCGCUUCAACGCGCAGUCUGCGGCCGAGGAUACAGUACCUACAUCCGCCACCUCCAACCCUUACUCUGACCGCAGCGUCAGUGCCAAUGAGAACGCGAACGGGUACCGCACACACACCAGCCCGGGACUCGGCAGUGGCGUCGUAGGGGCUGGUUAUAGGGAACCCGUAGUUUUCGGUGCGCCGGGAAUGGGACUUGUCAGCCCUCCUCCGGAGUCGGCAUUCCAGCAGUCUCAGCAAGAGACUCCAGCUGGCGAGGUUCAGCAGGAAAGGAAAGCACCACGAGUUUACCUCCGCGUAAGAAUCGGGGCGUUGGAAAGGAAUAAGAAGGAUUUGUUGAUCAGGUUUGAUGCCAGUACCAACCUUUCAACCUACAAGAAUGGAAUGUAUAGGAAUAUGCAGAGGAGCUACGUGGAAUUCCAAAAAUUUGCAGAGCAACUUUCGCUCGUUUGUCCUCAAACGAUUAUUCCUGCCCUCCCUUUGCCUUCCACGUCGGCGUCUACGGACGAAGAAGAUGACAGGCUUGUCAGGAUUGCAUUGCAAAGGUGGUUUUCGCGAGUCUGUGAGGAUCCAGUGUUGAUCAGGCAAGAUGAAGUGAGGAGCUUUAUCGAAUCGAACUUUGGAUACUCCCCAAUUCCUCCCCCUACAGCCAAGCGCUCUCAGGCUAACGUCCUCUCCGCCUUGACUAAAGUCGUUCGUCGAGGUCCUCUUGACGAAGACGACGAACUCUCAUCUGCCAAAAUCGCGCUCGACAAGCUCGAAGAGCGGUACGGCCACGCUGCCACCUGUGUUAGCCAUGUUGGAAAGGCUAGACGACAACUGGCAAAUAGUAAUGCCGAGUUGGGUGCAAAGAUGGUCGGCCUCAGUACGGUGGAAAGUGAGCCAAGUUUGGCCGGAGCUGAAAGGAAAAUCGGAAGAGCGUGGGAGCAAGUUUCGGGGAUGAUUAAUGCUCAAGCGUCAAACGAAAACGUUAUUCUCAGCGAUACCUUGGGCUAUCAAGCCCUCAAUGCUCGCGCUGCCAAGGAUACGCUCGUGCAAAGGACCGCAGUUCUUGAGGACUCUCAGUCAGCCAGCAAGGCCGCUAUCACCAAGCGUAGGAAUUUGGAACGCCUCAAGGCAAGCUCGAACAUCAACCCUGCCAAGGUGGACGACGCUAUCAGCGAGAUGCAAGAAGCCGACAGCCUCGAACAAUCUCUGUCCCAUCGAGUAACCGCCAUCUCACAGAAUCUUCAUCUCUCCCUUAGAGCACACUCCCGUCACGCUCACGAGGAUAUCGCCAUCAGCUUGAUGGAAGCGGCAAGGAUGUCAGCGAUGUACCACAAACAGACACUCAGAGAACUGGAAAGCUUGAGAGCGGAUAUUGGCAAAGUAGCUCCUGGAGCGGCACCCCUUGAUGGCUUGGCUGUCAGUGGGAAAUCACCCGCCGCUUCUCGAGUGCAGCCCACUCAGGCCUCGCUCAUGUCAAGGGCUCCACCAUCUCAACCGCAAUUUGCCUCGCCAUAUGCUGCCCAACCUCCUCUGACCGCGCAAGUGGGACGCCAGCCGCCUAUGGCGCGUGCUCCUCAGUCCCAGGUCCAAACCCAGCCUCAGGCUCAACCCCAGAUUCAACCGCCCAUCCAGCCUCAGGCGCAAACCACGUUCCAUCCCCAGCCGCAGGCUUACCCUCGUAACCCUUAUGCCACCCAACCUCCGCCCUCUCAAUCUGCUGCUCCUCCUUUCCCAACCCAACCCCUAUCCAGCUCUUACCCUAUUCAACCUCCAGGCUCAUCCUCCCAAUCCCCCUACGGCCCUGCACCCAAUUCUGGGGGUCCUUCGACCACCUCCCAAUUCCCUCCUCGUAUACCAACGUCCCCACCUACAACUGGGUUCCCCGUUGCAGACGGGACGCAAUCCAUGUUCCUCCCUUCGGGAGGGAAUGGAGGUAUGCAGCGACCACAUAGUGCUGCUCCUGAUGCUCCUGGUUCCGCCGGUACGUCUAGGGUGGUCGACCCACUUGCAGGUUUCCCAAGAGGUCCAGCGGCGCCGGGCAUGCAAGGGACACAAGGGAUGGCGCAAAGCAUGUUUGUCCCUUCCCAACCGCAAUCUCAAGCAAGCUCCCGAAUCCACCCGGGUUAUAGCUCUCAGUCUCAACCACUUACACCCAAUGCUGGACCCGGUCCUUUAAGCCAAGCUUAUCAGUCACAAUUUCAACCUCCCCAACCUUCAUACCAGCCCGGUCAAUUCACCCAAGGAUACCCCGUCCAAAAUGUCCCCGACUAUCCCGGCCAACAGCAGCCACAGCAAGUUUCACCGUUCCCUGGUCCGGCCGGGGUACAAAGAGCGGCAACCAUUGCGACUGGGCGGAGAAAGUUGGAUGAGAGGAAAGCGGCAAAGAUGUUGGCUGGUGGCUUUUAAGGCUGGCUGUAUGCCUCAAUGCUUAAUGAGAACAAUGUGGAACAAGACAAAAUCUUACUUUCGAGUGAUACGUUGAUACCACAGGUUUAGGUAAAUACCCGCGUUUAGGAUGUGUGAUUUGAUGAAGGAUCCUUGUGAAUAUGACGAUUAUUAGCGCACUGGAUGCAUAAUCUCCAUGAUUGUUUUUCGUUCUGCUGCCCCUACUAUUACUACUA